UCAGUCUUGGGAAUAUGGUCAGCAAAAGCAAAGGAUGGACAUCACACUGCUCCCACUGAUGUUUAUUUUGGGGUGUUUGAUCGGCCAAACUGAUGCCACACGAGACAUAAACAAUCUGCCCUGUCCGGGGUUUCAAAAAAGCUUUGACGGAUCAUGUUAUGAGUUGGUCAGCUUGCAGCGCACUUUUCACAGUGCUCAGAGCUGGUGUGAAAGAGGAGGUGGGCACUUGGCGUUCAUCCUAAAUGAAGAGACCCAGCAGUUUUUGGAGAAACAUUUGGAUUCAGAAAAGGACUGGUGGAUUGGGCUGGCACCAGCUACACAGAACCUCACCCAGGAGCCCAUCGUCACUGAAGGUCCACUCUCUUGGCUUGAUGGGUCUGACGUGAGCUAUGCCAAUUGGGAAUAUCAGCCUUCUUCUAAUACAGCAUGUGGGUACAUACAGAAGAAUUCCGGAUUUCACUGGACGGCUUCAAACAACUGCAGUCAGGAAAUAAACUUCAUCUGUGAAUUUGAAUCGGGGCGCUCCCUGGCUUGUGUAAACUCCAAUGCAACACUGCAGUGUGGCUCAGGGAAGGUGAUUGAGAUUGAUGACAGUUUCUAUGGGAGGAAAAGCCUGCACUACUGCCAGCUGCCUUCCCAGCCUCCCCUGCCUUUACAAGAAGAAUGCAGUUGGAUAGAUGUGGCUAUAAAUGUGACAGGAUACUGCCAUGGACUACAAGCAUGCCAAGCAGCAGCAGACAUUACCUCAUAUGGAGAGCCUUGUCCGGGCUUAGGAAGUUACCUGUUUGUGGAGUAUCAUUGCAAGGAGGGUCUUCAACUUAACCUAAAGGAAAUAGCAGCUGUCUUUGAGAAUAUCACUGUAAGCAUCAAAUGGCUUCUCACACCCUCCUCUGGGAACCUAACAUGCAUCAUGAUUAUGGGAGAUGGGCAUACUAUUGAUCUGGACUACCCGACAGAUGGCAGGUCAGAGGGCAGUGUGGUCCACAUGUAUUCUCGAGCUGGUGUAUUUACUGUCACUGUCGAAUGCACAACCAGUGAGUGGAAUGUUGCAGCACAUCAAGCAGUUACAGUUCAAGAGCCAGCCACUGAGUUUGAUACAAUUAUGUGCUAUUGUGGCAAUGUAUCUGGAGACAAUAACAACUGCAGGGCAAUAAAUGGAAAACCUCUGCUGGUACAAGUGAAGAUGAAGAAAGGUACCAACAUCACCUACACAAUCCUUUCUGCAGCAUCUCCAUUAGCUAAAAUAUCAGUUCAGCAAGGAAUCCAGGCAAAAAACCUCACUAUCGACAGUGCAUCUUUAAAACAAAUAGGUCCUGGUUUCCAUCCAUUCACAAUUGUAGCUUCUAAUAAUGUAACAACACCACCGGUCACUACACAAUUACAAGUUCUGUUAGUAGAAGAGAUUCAAGGUCUACAAGCAUCUCUGAUCUCUCAGGGUAGCGUUACCCUGGGUAAUGAGAUUCAGAUUAAUGUCUCCAUAUCUCAUGGUGUGCCAGCAAGUUUACAAUUCAAGUUUUUAAGCUCCAACAAAACUUUCUUUGAGACAGCAGAGAUGAAGAAAGCACAGCAACCAGAAGUCUUUCUUUUCACCUCAAGAUUUGCAGGUAUAUUUGAAGUGAAGAUCUCUGCCUCAAAUGGAUUUUCUGAAGUGAACUUGAACAUUGGAAGUCUCACCAUUACACCACCUUCCAGCUUGUUUGGUGAUCUAACAAAUGAGACUCUGUCUGCCUCCGGGAAUGAUUCUGAAAGCAAGCUGAUGAAAGCAGAAACAGAUCUUGAGGAAAAAUUUAAAGCCCGUUCUGCAGGUGGAACAGUUUUAAAAAUUACAGCAAAUCCUUCCAUGCCAGUUGUUCUAGGCAAGAGUGUCACGCUGACAGAAACAGGCGUGACAGAUAUGAAAGCAACAUUUCAAUGGACUUGUGAAAGUCCCUGCUGGGGACAUUGGCAACAGUGUGAGAAGAACAACAAAAUGGACAAAACAUCUCGUACAAUGAAUAUUCCUGCUGAGUGUUUACCAGAUCCUUUUGAUUUAAGACAACUAACAUUGAAUGUAGGUGGGGUACAUCAACAGAGUGCAAAGCAGUGCUUAUCGGUCACUGUUAAUAACAACGUUCGAGUUACCAUCAGCUGUGAAAAGAACUGUGAUGGAAACAGUCAACAAAAUAUCACUUUAAAGGCGCAAUGCAAUCCUAAAUGCCAAAACUAUAAAUGGUAUAAUGUAGGUGAUUAUGACCAGAAUAUUCCAAGCAGCUGCAAAUCAGUUACACAAGACAAAAGAAAAGUGACCCUUUUGAAGGGGUCAUCCCAGACAUUUAAACUGACAACUGCAUACCAGAAGAUGUAUGGACCCAGCAUUGUCAUCAGAGCAAUAGGUAUUAAAGGGUCAGAUUCAGGAUUUAUUGAUUAUACAGUGACUGUGCCAAAAGAUUCAGCCACCACUCCUGCUCCUCCCACACCACCAUUUUGCAGUAUUACACCCUCAACAGGCUCCGUUUUCACCCUCUUCACAAUCACCUGCAAAGAUGGGACCUGCACAGCUCCUCCGUGCACUUACUGCUUCAGUGAUAACCAAGGGUCUACGUUACACUGUGGCAGUGAACUUGUUGUGAACUCUCUUCACCUACCAUUGGGGGACAAGCAAAAGAAUUAUGAGUUGGAGGUGACAGUGACAGCAAAAAAUUCAGCUGGUCAGAGUAGUACAAGAGCAACUGCAGUACAGGUUUUAAAUACAAAUGAGACUUCAGACCCCAAUAAACUCAAAGAUCUUGUCUCAAAGGAAGUUGCUGUCCUCAUGAAUAGUGGUGAGGUAGCAGUAAGUGCAAUGGCUGAUCUGUUCCAGUCAGUGUCAUCUGUUUUGAAUGACCAAGAGAAUCAAGUGGAUAAUCAGAAAAAUACACGCAUGCAGCUGCGGGAAGAGAUGCUGUUAGAUUUAUCCUCUGUUAUUCAAAAUGGUUCUGUGCAAACAGUUAAUGAUGCUCUUAAAACAGCAGAAGCCCUGAAAGGACUCACCACCAGAAGUGAUGAACUGACACCUUAUGCUCAGAUGGAAACCAGCUCGUCUUUGCAAAAUCUCAGUCAGUCACUGCUGUCCCUGGUUGUUGCUGAAAAUUCGACAAGUGAUGAACUUGUACUGGUGGCAGAGCCCAUCAUUACUGCAACAGGCAGUGUCUUGACAGCAUCUGAAUCAAGUUCUGUUGAGAAUCAGAUGCUUUCCUCCAGUCUACUGAUCAAUGCGAUUGAUAAUAUACAAAGUGUUCUCCUUCAUGGAAAGUUAGCAGAUGAAGAUCCCAUUGUUAUAAACACUCCGACUGUCAGUCUUAGUGUCAACAGGCUGUACUCCGGUUCAGUGAGUGGGCAAACCAUUAACCUCAGCAAUGAGACUACAGCCAGGUUCACAUUCCCAUUGAUAAAUGAUCCUGAAAUUUUGGAAGAAGAAACAGUUAAUGUCAAGAUGACAAGUUUCAAAGUCAACCCCUUUGCCUGGGCUGGAGAGAAUGAGAUCAGUGGAGCUUUAGGGGGUCUGUCUUUAACAAGAGAUAAUGGGUCUAUUAUUCCCGUGAAGAAUCUCACACAGGACAUUAAAAUAUACCUGCCCAGGACAAAUGAUGUACCAGUGAAUGAAACAAUAAUACCACUGAGGUCCUCAAACAUUAUAAAGGUGAACAUUACAGCAAGUAAUAUGUCUCUAGUUCUGAAGCUGCAUCCAACCUGGAUGGUCCCACUGGAACUGUUUCUGGGAUUUCAGUAUCAGCCUAAUGAGACAUUUUAUGAUGCCAAACAUCAACUCCCUAAUAAAGAUGAGGAGUAUACCUGGGUGCUAAGACCUGAUGAUUUGAGUUUACAGGUUGGAAUUUAUUACCUGUUAAUUAUACCUCGUUGGGAGGUUGGAUCAAACAUGACCAAUGCUUCAAUCAGUGUGACUUCAAUUGUUGCUAGUUGUAAGUACUGGGAAGAAAUGAGUAGCAACUGGAGCACUGCAGGCUGUAGGGUUGGCCCCCACACAAAUUCAACUGUAACUCAGUGUUUUUGCAAUCAUCUGACAUUUUUUGGCUCAUUUUUUGUCAUGCCCAAUGUGGUAGAUGUUUCUCGUACAGCAGAGCUAUUUGCCACUUUUACCAACAAUCCUGUUGUAGUAUGUGUUGUAGGAGCACUUUUCCUCAUCUAUAUUCUUGUUAUCAUUUGGGCACGCAGAAAGGACAUACAGGAUGCCAUUAAGGUAAAGAUCACAGUUCUAGAAGACAAUGACCCCCUAGCACAGUAUCGCUAUAUGUUAACUGUUUUCACUGGGCACCGUCGUGGAGCUGCCACAUCCUCACAGGUGACCGCAACAUUGAUUGGUACAAAUGGAGAGAGUGACCCCCAUCACCUAUAUGACUCUGAAAAGCCUGUAUUUGAGAGGGGAGCUGUGGACAUGUUCUUGCUGACUACACCUUUCUCUCUUGGAGAGUUGCAAAGUAUUAGAUUGUGGCAUGACAACUCAGGAAAGCUUCCCUCUUGGUACAUCAAUAAAGUAAUGGUACACGACUUAGAAAAGGACCAAAAAUGGCAUUUCUUAUGCAACUCCUGGCUCUCCAUUGACAUUGAUGACUGUGUCUUAGAUAAAGUAUUUCCAGUAGCCACUGAGAUGGACUUAAAACAAUUCAGCAACCUCUUCUUCAUGAAGACAGCAAGAGAUUUCAGAGAUGGCCACAUUUGGUUUUCAGUGCUGAGUCGCCCACCACACAGCAACUUUACACGUGUUCAACGUGUUUCCUGCUGCUUCUCGCUCUUGCUAUGCACCAUGCUGACAAGUAUCAUAUUUUGGGGUGUGCCUAAGGACCCAGCUGAGCAGAAGAUGGACCUUGGGCAAAUUGAAUUUACCUGGCAGCAGGUGAUAAUUGGAUUUGAGAGUUCUAUCCUCAUGUUCCCUAUCAACCUACUCAUUGUCACAAUCUUCAGAAACAUCCGUCCGCGUGGCAAGAAGUCAGUCCAGCCUAAUUUGGAAGUGGACAAAAAGCAGGGUAAAAAUGGUCGGGUAUCUCCUUCUGAACCUCCUUCUCCUGAGAAUAUUCACAAGGAGCUGUCACCAGAUUCUGUUAUUAAGGACAUCAGGAGGAUUGCUCAAUCACUAUCCAAGGCCACAAAGCAUACAAUACCACAGCUGGAAAGAGAUUUUCGGAGGACAACAGACAUCAACAAAUUGUUAUCUUUAGUUGAUGAAAUCAUCCGACAGCAUAAUGGUGUGGACAGGGAGUUUUAUACUCAAAGCCAAAAAAAGGAGCCAUCCCUUGUCCUUACACUGGGGGCAGUGAACAUUCAAGAAUCCAGCCUCAUAGACAGCCCAGAGAAGACAAGCCAGUGCCGUGUCGACUGUAAUCACUUCCUCUACAGGCAGCUACAACAUGUGGAGAAACAGCUGGAGCUGCUUGGCCCUUCCAAGUUUGGCUCUCCUCAGAGUUAUGUGCAGGCUGUGCAGCAGGUUCACAGUAUGAAGGUCCUGCUUGAAACGCAUUUUUUGUCUAUCAGCCCCAAGUCUGACAGGCUUUGCUCAAGCCCUAUAGACAGCGCCACUGCAAAGAAGGGUUGUCAGAAGGGUCUUCCUUGGUGGUUUGUCUUUAUUGGUUGGUUCCUAGUGUUGGCAACAAGUGGAGUCUCCGCCUUCUUCACCAUGCUUUAUGGCCUACACUAUGGCAAAGAAGGCUCCAUCAAGUGGAUCAUUUCCAUGGCAAUGUCAUUCUUUGAAAGUCUUUUCAUUACACAACCUCUGAAGGUUUUAGGAUUUGCAGCCUUUUUUGCCUUAGUUCUCAAGAAAGUAGACGAAGAAGAGGAGAUUGGAAAGAAUCCUUUAGGAGAAACACUAGCAACACCAAUGGAUGCUGACAUGACAUUAAACAAGCGGAGAGACAGUAGCUGCAGUGUCUAUCAUCCACCACCUCCCACUGACAUUGAGAAAAUGAAAAGUAAAAUGUUCAAGGAGCAAAAGGUGUUUGCACUAAUCAGAGAAAUACUAGCCUAUCUGGGAUUUUUGUGGAUGCUGCUUCUGUUGGCUUAUGGGCAGCGUGAUCCUAAUGCUUACUUCUUGACCCAGCAUAUCAGACAGAGCUUUACAAAUGGCAUACCAAAUACCCUGGCUAUCAGUGACAUCUUCAACUGGGCUAAUACGACUCUGGUGGGUUGCCUAUAUGGUACAUAUCCUGGCUUUAUUACAGAUGGAAAUUCCAAGCUAGUAGGAAGUGCUCGAAUACGUCAAGUUCGAGUCAGAAAUAACACAUGCCCACUUGUUAAAUCUGUGCAACGUUUGGUGCCAGGCUGCAAUUCUCCAUAUUCAUGGGAUACAGAAGAUACCAAUUCCUAUGGGCCUGGCUGGAAUGACAUGCUAAGCAACACAUCUCAAUUCAGUUCCUUCUGGAAAUAUCAGACACAAGACAUCUUAAGAGGACACCCUAUUUGGGGGAGUAGUGCCUUAUAUCGUGGUGGAGGAUAUGUGGCAGAUCUAGGCACAGACUCACAAACUGCAAAAAGUAUUUUACAGUAUCUUUUUAAUAACACUUGGCUGGAUUUAUAUACUCGUGCUGUCUUUGUGGAGUUUACGGUCUACAAUGCCAAUGUAAACCUCUUUUGCAUUGUGACUCUGAUGAUGGAGACAAGUGCUAUAGGAGCAUUUCAGUUUGGGUCUGAGCUGCACAAUGUCCGCUUAUAUCAGUCCCCUGGUGGUUUGCAUAUCUUUGUCAUGGCUUCUGAGGCUAUCUACUUCCUCUUUAUCCUUUAUUACAUGUUCAUUCAGGGAAAAUUGAUGAAGGAGCAGAAAUGGUUGUAUUUCAAGAGUAAGUGGAAUUUGCUGGAAUUGGUGAUCAUCAUUUUGAGUUGGAGCGCAUUGUCAGUGUUCAUCAAAAGAACACUGCUUGGAAAUCGAGAUGUUGACUACUAUCAGAGUCAUAAAGACCAGUUUGCCAGUUUUUAUGAUACGGCUGCAGCAGAUUCUGUGUUGGGUUAUAUUAUUGCUUUCCUGGUGCUACUGGCCACCGUGAAGCUCUGGCACCUGUUGAGGCUUAAUCCUAAAUUACACAUGAUCACAUCCACCUUGCGUCGAGCCUGGACUGACAUCUCCGGAUUUAUCACAGUCAUUGUCAUCAUGUUCCUGUCCUACUCCAUUGCUUCCAAUCUACUGUUUGGUUGGACAUUAUACUCAUACAGGACAUUAAUGGAGGCAAGUCUAACCAUGGUCAGCCUGCAGCUGGGAAUCUUCAACUAUGAAGAGGUUUUAAACUACAAUCCUGUCCUUGGUGCCUUCCUGAUUGGCUCCUGCAUUGUAUUCAUGACUUUUGUGGUGCUUAACCUGUUUAUCUCUGUCAUCCUAGUGGCUUUUAGUGAGGAGCAGCAGCAGCAUCAGCCAUCUGAAGAAGAAGAAAUUGUGGAUCUUAUGCUUAUAAAACUCUGCAGCUUCUUUGGUCUUAAAUACAAGAAAGAGGAGAACACCGCAAAACAAAUGGAGCAGGACCCUGUCAAAAGUUAGACAGCACUUUUAAGAAUGAGUAGUUCAUAAAAAAAAAAAAAGAAAUGCUUAUUUCAAGUUAGAAAAAAAUAAAAAGCACACAUUGCAUUAUCCUUCUAUCUAGUUAUUGUCUCCACGACACUAAACUGGAAAAAGCAGGUUUAGGAAUGUUAUAUAGGCGUACCUUUUGUGUCCUGUUUCACUGUUAGUGAUUUAGAGAGGCAACAUCAUUCUGCCUUUUGAAACUGUGAGCCAUUCAAAUUCUGUUUGUGUAGCAAUGCUUGUGUGAAACGCCUCCGAUAUUGUGAAUUAGUUUGUUUGCCCAAAUGCUUAAUCAAAGUGAAUGCUGAAUCUGUAUGCUGUGCUUAAUAAUGAAUAAAUGUGUAUAAUGUUUCUUAGAAUUAAAGGAUAUCAAAUGUGA
This is a messenger RNA of Polypterus senegalus (gray bichir), 7892 nucleotides long. Its product is annotated as polycystic kidney disease protein 1-like 2. The transcript has 43 exons. The record is from RefSeq and is a predicted model, not a curated record. Bases 35 to 7492 code for a protein of 2485 amino acids. Gene Ontology annotation, biological process: detection of mechanical stimulus. NCBI's taxonomy places the organism in Eukaryota, Metazoa, Chordata, Cladistia, Polypteriformes, Polypteridae. Gene Ontology annotation, cellular component: membrane. Gene Ontology annotation, molecular function: carbohydrate binding; calcium ion binding; calcium channel activity.